Molecule: messenger RNA, 4445 nt
Organism: Rhea pennata
Lineage: Eukaryota; Metazoa; Chordata; Aves; Rheiformes; Rheidae
Gene: CBFA2T2
Product: CBFA2/RUNX1 partner transcriptional co-repressor 2
Exons: 9
Coding region: 100-1659 (519 amino acids)
Biological process (GO): DNA-templated transcription; negative regulation of DNA-templated transcription
Cellular component (GO): nucleus
Molecular function (GO): transcription corepressor activity
Source: RefSeq, a predicted model, not a curated record
GCGUCCCGCCGCCGCCGCCGCCGCCGCCGCCGCGGAGGAGCCGGGCCGUGGUGGGAUCCCCGGGGCUGCCAGUUUGCUGGUGAGAAGAGGGCGCCAGUGAUGCCCGGCUCGCCGGUGGAAGUGAAGAUACAGCCCAGGUCGUCCCCACCCAGCAUGCCGCCACUGCCCCCCGUGAACCCCGGCGGCCCACGGCCCAUGUCCUUCACUCCAACAGCACUGCCCAACGGGAUUAACCAUUCUCCCCCGACGCUGAACGGGGCUCCGUCUCCACCUCAGCGGUUUAGCAAUGGUCCUGCCUCGUCCUCCUCCUCCUCGCUCACCAACCAGCAGCUCCCAGCCACUUGCGGUGCCCGGCAGCUCAGCAAGCUGAAACGCUUCCUCACAACCCUGCAGCAGUUCGGCAAUGACAUCUCUCCGGAGAUCGGGGAGAAGGUCCGGAGCCUCGUGCUGGCGUUAGUGAACUCAACAGUGACAAUUGAGGAAUUUCACUGCAAGCUGCAAGAGGCCACAAACUUCCCCCUCCGGCCAUUUGUGAUCCCCUUUCUGAAGGCCAACCUCCCUCUGCUCCAGAGAGAGCUGCUGCACUGCGCCCGGGCUGCCAAGCAGACGCCGUCCCAGUACCUGGCACAGCACGAGCACAUCCUGCUCAACACAAACACCACGUCGCCGGCUGACUCCUCGGAACUGCUCAUUGAGGUGAACGGAAAUGGGAAGAGGCACAGUCCAGACAGAAGAGAAGAAAACAACUUUGAGAGAGAGUCUCUCCCGACAGAGCCUCCAGCCAAGAGAGUAUGCACCAUCAGCCCGGCUCCCCGGCACAGUCCUGCCCUGACCAUGCCCCUCAUGAACCCAGCGGGGCAGUUCCACCCCACUCCACCGCCCCUCCAACACUACACCUUGGAAGAUAUCGCAACUUCCCAUCUGUACCGAGACCCCAGCAAGAUGUUGGAACACAGGGACAUUCGUGACCGGCAUAACAGUCUUGGUUUGAAUGGAGGCUACCAGGACGAGCUGGUGGACCACCGCUUGACGGAGAGAGAGUGGGCUGAUGAGUGGAAGCAUCUCGAUCAUGCACUGAACUGCAUCAUGGAGAUGGUGGAGAAAACGAGGCGCUCCAUGGCUGUCCUGCGGCGCUGUCAGGAGGCCGACCGGGAGGAGCUCAACUACUGGAAGAGGCGAUGCAGCGAGACCGCGGAGACGAGGAAAGCAGGGAGUGAGCUCAUCUCUAGGCAGCACAGCCCCAGCAGCUCCGACUCCAUCAGCAGCGAGCUGCUGGAACUGCGGUCGCAAGGCCAGCGAGACGUGCAGUGGCUGCAACAUCGCCCGCUAUUGCGGCUCUUUCUGCCAGCACAAGGACUGGGAGAGGCACCACCGAAUCUGCGGCCAAGGCCUGCACAGCCAGACCAAGCCGCUGGCCCUGCCCGCUGGGCGAUCGGCAGCCGCCAAGGCCAUCGACGGGGUACCGAGCCCAGCCCUCGAGAAGACUUCGGCAACAACCUCUCGAUCCUCUACCCCAGCAUCUGUGACAGCAAUAGACACAAACGGACUCUAAACUUUUGUUUCACGUUGAUUUUUCUGUUUUUUAAGCCAAGAAAUCCCCUCCCCCCCAGGAACUCAUAUCGCUUGACACGUUUGACAAAUUUACGCCUCCUCCUCUAGAGCACCGACACUUGGGCUUUUCCACCUCAUUCUGUCUUGUUUCUGUCGUUCAUCGAGACCUUGUGCCAGCCUCAGAGUGGUCUCGCUGAAGGGUCGUACCAGAGAGCAGCACGGGACGCUGAGGGUGCUGGGCUCUCCCUCCGUGGACAUGGGCUUCACGGCAGGCACCCUGGGCCUGCAGGAGAUGCCAAGCAAGCAAUGCCUGGAUAGGGGACCUUGUACUCGAGGGUGAAAUGUGUUCCCGCUCCUCUCUCCAGGGCUCUCUGAACAGCCUCCUCGUUCAGCUACCUUUCUUCUGUGAUGUGCAUCUCUCUUUCUUCCUCCCAGCCAGCAGUUCCUCAGACGUCUGCACUGACUGGUGCUACGAACAGACUGGCGCUGAUUUCCCAGCGAGAGCAUCUCGGUCUCUAGUGCAAAUUUGUCUCUAGACAAAUAUGUAGCUGCUCGGGGACAGCUGAGCCUGCUUCUCUGCUCCUGCCUGCGCCUGGUUAUUGGCUGACAGAAUGCAGAGGCUGAGGAGAGAAAUUGUCUGCUGAGGACAGAUUGAAACCAAAUGUUGGUACCAGGGAAGUAUGAAUGGUCACUUUGAGAUGACCUGUUUUUAAUCCCUUCGUCUAACUGGACAGACAGUUGCUUAUUUUUCUGGGUAGGACCUUUGCUCUCGUUGCUGAAUGAAAAUGUGCAGACCAAAUCUGGAUUCUUUGUGGGCGGUUAUUGCCCUUUCCACCUCGGUACCAUUAUUUUGCUAUGCAGAAAGCAUUUUUCCGCUGCAUGGAAGUUGUUGGUUUGAGAGUUACUGACGUUGUUUUUAACCACAAAGAUCUUCGCCCUGCUGCAAUCCGUUAUUUAUAGUCUAUUUUCUCCCAGCGUGUUGGCCAAACUAUUAAAAAAUUCAGAACUUUGUAUCCUAGGUCAGUUCUUGAGCCCCCAACCCUCGUGGGGUUACCGGAGGGCUGCUCUGAAAGGCAGCGUGCUCGUCUCAGCUUCGUUGUCCCCACGUGUGUUAGGCAGAGAAGCGCAGCCCUCUGCAAACAUCCUGCACGUGCUGCGAAGCAGCUGCCGCCGCCUCGUCUGGCGUUUAAAACCCAGCCCCAAAAAGGCGGUCCGGAAGGUGCGGUUUAGCUGUUACUGCAGUCAGCCUGAGGAGACCAAGCUCUCCGAUAGUCUCCGCUUUGGCAUUAAAGGAAUGUUUUUCAUGUAGUCCAAAACACACAGUCGACACCGACCUGUGGAAGAGCUAUCCCAGCGCUUGGGGAGCACGGCGGGGCUCAUUGCGAGCGCUUCGUUUUAAAAAUCCCUUGAGGGGUUGUUAGAGGCACGGCUAUCGGGAGCAAUCGGAGCGUGUCAUCUUGGGAUUCAUACUGAUUUCUCAUGCUGUGCACAAACGGGAGCUAGCACACCAUCUAUUCAGCAAAGCUGCGUUUCCGUGACUGUUUUUUUGUGAUUGCUGGGUUGGAGCCCAAUGAGCCAAGUAAUUCCCAAAUUAUUUUUGAUCACUUUUUCAAUGGGAGGCAAAUAAUGAAGAUGUAAUGAAUAGUCAUUGAGUUUGCCGUGGUGUAGCUGUCUGCUGGCUGUCAUUGGCAUGCCCGGGGCUAAACAAGUUACCCACUGAACCUGCUUUGUUCCUUAGGGAAAGUUGUUUUGGAAGCUGCAGCUAUGGAAUAAAGUGGGCAAUUCCCAUGCCUGCGAGGGAGUUUUUUCUUUUUUUUUUUAACUAAAACAAAGGCCACAAAGUUUCCUGGUUUUCAAGACAGCUCUGAAGUGGCAAGUAUGAUCGUCUCCCUGCUGCCCCGCGAAGGGGCAUCGCUGGGGCUCCCCGUGUCUGGCAGCGAUGCUGCACGGGGGCAGCGUCGGGCACGAAGACCUGUUGCAGCCCCGAGGGCGCUCUCACCCCGGGCAUGCGUUAGCUCGCUGCGGUUAAGGCAACCGGUGCGUCACAAAAACCCUGAACCUGGAAAAGCUGCGGCGCCCGAGUCGCCCCGACCUGCAGCCAGAAGCCUGCAGGAGAGGUCGCUCUGCCAGGGACGUUUCCCCGAGGACAGCCCCGAACUGCCGCAGCCCCUGCGCUGUGGCACACUUGCUCUGAAGCCGACGAAAAAGUCCUGGAAAUGGGCUUUUUCCCAUACCUCGGCUGCGAAACUUAGAAACCGUCGCGGUCCCACUCGCAGCGUUCACGAGGGUCCAGUGUCAGGGAGGGGAUGCAGAGAGGGGCAGCAAGCGCCCUGGUCCUCGGCGGCGCUCCUCGCCCUGGAGCUACCAGCUUGGAGGGCCACCUGCCAUUGUGGGACACGUCCAGAUUCAGAGUGGCCCCAGGUAAAUAACGUCUGGUUACAGUGUCCCACAAAUCAACUACGGCCCGGCCGUAGAGCGGAGGGUGAUCUGUGGCCAACUGCCGUCCCAUCGAAGGCAAAAACAACAAGCAGCGCUGAAAGAAAUUGCUUGUAAAUAGGUUGUCUUCCAUAAUUUUCAUGCAACUUGUGUAUUAAAAUUAACCCCAAUGUAAAUGAAUGAAAUGCUACCGGUCAUGUUUAGAAUGAUGGCUUUUUUUUUCUUCUCUCUCCUUUUUCAACAUGGAAUGAUAAAUGUGAAAUUUUGAUAUGGGAAGACGUGUUGGAUUGAGUUUGAGUUUUCUAUUUUUUUUUUUUUUUUGGCAUUUAAUUCUGUAAUAGAAAUUUGUUACUUCAUUCCUGUGCAUAACUUAUUUAAUGUACUGUAUAAAGGAACCCAAACUGUUACAGAUGUAUUUAGUUUGUUCUACUCGAAAGUAGUCAAUAAAAAGACUAUAU